Messenger RNA from Rhagoletis pomonella (apple maggot), 3324 nucleotides. Its product is annotated as tyrosine-protein kinase Fer-like. Gene Ontology annotation, molecular function: protein tyrosine kinase activity. NCBI's taxonomy places the organism in Eukaryota, Metazoa, Arthropoda, Insecta, Diptera, Tephritidae. The record is from RefSeq and is a predicted model, not a curated record.
CCGGUCGUGGUGGUCGAAAGUUGGACGAUGUACGCGAUAAAUAUCAGAAAGCCUGCCGCAAAUUACAUCUCACCCACAACGAAUAUGUACUCUCCAUCACCGAAGCUGUUGAGGUGGAAAAAGAUUUCCGUACAGUAUUACUACCGGGACUGCUGGAGCAUCAACAAUCCGUGCAAGAAAGUUUUAUUCUACUCUGGAAGAAUAUACUGCAGGAGACCAGUCAACAUGGAGAUCUCACAUCCGACAAAUUCAAAGAAAUACAAAAGCGAAUUGAUAAUGUGAUAAACAGCAUAAAUCCCAGUGAGGAGUAUCGGGAAUUCACUGAGAAACACAAAACCUCCCCCGCCACACCGCUUGUAUUCCAAUUCGAUAACGCACUCAUCGAGGACAUACCUGGCAAACUGCAAUCAAAUACGCUAACAGUCGAUAAUCUUACCGUCGAUUGGCUGCGAUCGCGCCUGAUUGACUUGGAACUCGCAGUGAAGGAUUGCCAGGAGAAACAGCUAAAGAUGAUCGAGCAAGCGAAUGGUGGUUCACCUAUAGCGAAUGGCAGCAUAACGCGUAACGGUAGCACCGCUAGCAAUGGCAUACAAUCCCCGAAGGAUAGUCAAAAUAGGCAAUCAAAGGACCUCGGUUCACUGCGUUGUCAGGAAAAACAAAAACAAAAGUUGGUGGAUAUGAUUAAGUGUGCUUUAAAUGAGAUUGGCUGCGAAGAGUUGCCAUCUGGCUGUGAUGAUCAUUUGGAACAAAAUUUCAUAGAAAAUAGUUUUAAUAACGAUCAACAGAACUCUGCGGCAUCCACCAAUUCCACUGGCGUAAGUAUUAUGAAUGAACUGCGACGUCGAGGUGGCGUACUCACACUUUUGCGCGGUAGACCUUUCAAACGCAAAUCCACACCGCAACCGACCACACCCACCGCAAAUCGUACGCGCACGCAACGUUUCAACAAGCUGCAGCCGCGCUCACAAAGUCUCGGAUCGUUGUCGGUAAAUACUAGUCCCGCGAAAUACGAGCCCAUUACUAACCCUUUGCGCAUGGCCACCAGCCUCGAAGCUAACACCAGCUAUGGUCUGCAUGACAUAGAUCCCGAUUCAAUAAUUAUAUUUGAUCGGCGCGCCGCUACUGCUAAAAUGUUUCCCAAGUUGCGUCGCACGCAGCUUUCAAUGUUGUGUUUGAAUGAAGAGGAAGCGCCUACCGCUUUUGUUAUAUCCAUUGAUACUAACCCGAACGACGAAAUGCACGACGAGUUGAGCGCUCAUAAAACCAACAACAAUAAUAUAUAUGCAGAUUUAUUAGGGGGUUGCGAGUCGUUAGGGGGUGACUGCGACAGUGUUAGGAGCGGCGAAUUGGCGUUGCGACGUCAAGAAAAUGUGAAGAUCGAAAUAAAUCGGGAGGAUAGCACAAGGCUUACGAUAGAUCGGGCGCUUCAGUUGCGGCAAGAUGUUGCGGAAAAAAGCGGAUUGGAAGCUGUUUUGGAAAAUAACAACAGUCCUAAGACAGCGCCGACUGCAGCUACUGCGCACACGCUUGAAACGGUGAAGAACUCAAUCGAUGCGCAUUUGGACAAGAUCGAUGAAUUGAAUCGCACAUUGGAUGAUCGCAUGAAGCGCCACUUGCCACAAAAUACUGUGACGCGGCCGCCGCUAAAUGUCGACGCUAUUGAGGCUGCCGAACCAACAGCAGUUACAGUACGCACGAAAACUGCCGAGGAACAAGAGGCGGCACACUGCUCCUCGAAACGCACUUCCAGUUCGAGCUCAGAUUGUCGUCCUUGUGGAGGGCGCAAGGAAAAGGAUAGUGACGGUAAUGGCAAUAACAAGAAACGCUCUGUUUCGUUCUCGCAAAAAUCCAUAAACACCCUCAUGACGAACCUGAAAGAGUUCACUAAAAAGAAUGCACAACCAAAAGUGCCGAAGCCAACUAUAACUUUGGUCGAGUACAAAGAGAACAGCGAUCAGUUUGAGCUGAUCGAUCCGGAGCUCGGCAAAGCGACGCAGAGCAAUGGUCGUGGAAAUGAUCCAUCCAUAACGGUCGAUGCGAUUACACAAGGCACACAGGGCACAGUUAGUUCAGACUCGAAGCCAAAGAGUAACGGCAAUGCAAACAAAGAAAAAGGUCCAAGUAACAAUAAUAACAAUCCCAACGACUCAACAGACAAUACAAGUACGAGUACAACAAUGCCAGCGCCAGUAGCGCACGUCGAUGCAACGAAUCCGUCCAAAAACGAACCGCUUGGCAUGUCCGCCAAGCUGCGACUCAAAGUGCCAAAGAUACAGAAAAAGUCCAAAGCCCUGCGUCAAACAUUCCGCGCCAAGCUACUAAAUUUCCAAAUCAAACGCGAUAAAGUAUGUAAGCAGUGCACCAAGCGUCGGCGCGUGCAUCCAUCAAAGAACGUAUUCGAUUUCAGCAAAGACUUUAGUUUUAAAAAAGAAGAAACAAACACGGAGAGCUGUGAUGCGGUCAGUGAAGAAUUCUGCACUUGUCCGCCUGAGAAAAUUUCGAAUAAGAACGCGUUCAUCGAACCAAUGCAUUUCGAUUCGAUGAGCUCAGCCGAUGCUGAAGAUGAAGGCAGCGGUGGUGAAGAUCAGCUCAGCCUAAAGGAGCAUUGUUACAGCGUGCCCAGCUUGGCGAUGAGUGUGAGUAGUAGUGUAGUAAAUGCGGCAGUAGUUCGUUCACUGGUCGCCAGUACAGUUGAACCAAAGUGCAAGCGCAUACAAAAAAAAAUAAAUAGACGAAAAUAAAACCACAGAAUGCGUAAAUGCAUAUUUAUGUAUAAAAUAAAUAAAAAUUGCAACCAUUACAGCAUUUAUACUUGCAAGUAUUGCACAUACAUAGAAGUAGCUGUACGUAUGUAGGUAGCUGUGUAUUGGCAAGAGCGUAGCUUAGAAAUUUUGAUUAAUAUUCUUUGGCAAAUCUUGAUUUGGACUACAUAUGUAUAUACAUACGUACGUAUUUUGCACCAACAUCACCUACGCACUAAAGUCGCACCAACGACCGCAUUUUCGAAAUGUACAGCAAUUAGCGUAUUCGCUUGACUGGGCCUCUUAUUUAUUUUGUUUAAUAGUUCUCCUUUUCUUAUUGUCGUACCUAUUUAUGUAUGUAUAGUUGAGUUUUUGUUUAUAUAUGUUUGUAUUUGAAUACUUAUUAUUACUAAAAAAAAGUUAAAAUUUACCGAAUUGGCGGGUGCAAACUUGCUGCAUGGUAAACUCUUGUAAAUAAUUUCACCUAUUAAAUAUAAGAAACGGGAAUAUGUAUUUGUUUUAUCCUGAGUUUGCAUCUUUUUAUUGCUACACUUGGAAAAAAUAUAUGUAUAUUGUUUAUUAU